UCUUCAACCUUUAAUUAAAACGCUUUUACUGUAAAAGUACUCACUGUUCGUUUCAAAUCACUGGAAAAUGUAUAAGUUUAAGGCAUCAAAGUAUAAAAACGCUUUCACUGCGAACGCAAAGAAAGAGGAAUGCAUCUCUGAUCUGAAUGUUGAAACUCCUGUAACUUUCGGGAACCAUGCAACUGCUAGUGCUAAGCUGGUCGCGUUUUGUGUUGGGUCUGCAAGUGGAGGAAAAAUCAUGGUGUUUGAUAUCAAUGCGAAUGGCAGACUUGGAGCAGGACCCUCAUUGAACGCUCACAGCGAUUCCAUCACUGACCUUGAGUUUUCUCCUUUCAACCACUGUAGAUUGGCAACUGCGGGUGCUGAUAACACUGUAAAAAUUUGGGAUCUUCCGUUGGAUGGGAUCACUGAUAAUUUCAGUGAAGGACCGAUACAAACAUUGGCAGAAUUCAAGCAGCGACCAGAAAGCAUUUCCUUCCAUCCAAUUGCAGAAAAUAUUCUGGCUGUCGCUUUUGGCUCUAUGAUCUAUGUUUAUGAUAUUGAGAAUGGAAAGAGGGUAUUCGAACUGGACACAGGAAGAGACUUGAUUCAAUGCAUAUCAUGGAAAAAAAAUGGAAUCCACAUUGCGGCCACGACUAAGGACCGUUAUCUUCUUAUCUGUGAUCCCAGAUCUGGGAAGGUGAUAACAUCUGGAGAAGCCCAUGCUAAUCACAAAGAAUCGAGAGUUAUCUGGGCAGGAGAGUCAGAUAAGGUUUUUACAACUGGAUUCUCAAGUGGUCGACAGAAAGAGCUGAAAGUUUGGGACGUCACCGGAGAAAAGCCAACAUGUCUGCACACUCAAGAUUUUGGGUCAGGAACAGGAAUAUUGAUGCCUUUCUAUGAUGAAGACACUGGAAUGGUUUUUGUUUCUGCAAAAGGAGAUUCGAAUAUUUCAUUUCUGGAAUUCUUCGAAGACAAGAAUCCUCCACUUAAGAUUGCAUCACAGCAAUUGCUCUCAAACCAAACGAAAGGAAUGUGCAUGGUCAGCAAGCUCGGAGUGAACGCUGCUGAAUGUGAAGUGAAUCGCCUGUUUCAACUCGCUCAGAAGAUGUUAGUCCCUGUGCCAUGGACUGUACCAAGAAAAACUCUCCGCGAAUUCCCAUCUGAUCUAUUCCCUGAUACUGCGUCAGAUGAACCAGGUUUAACUACAAAGCAAUGGAUUGCCGGGGAGAAUGGAAAGAGAAUCAAAACCAGUCUUGAACCUUCAAAACGAAAACCACUGAGACUUGAAUCUACAGAAGCUGAGAAACCUCAGCCAGUGAGCCAAACAAAUGGAGACUCCACAGCAGAAAUUGUCCAGGAGUCAAAACCUGUGGCUAAGGAGCCGAUUGCUGCUAAAAAUGCAACCAAGGAGCCGAUUGCUGCCAAAAAUGCAGCCAAAGAGCCAGAACCUGCACCAAAGCCAAAAUAUGCUCCAUUUGCGGGAGUACGAAAAUCCAAAUUUCGUCAUUGGAAAUGUACGAUUGGUCAUCCAUCAAGUCAUGUGACUAGAGUUGAGCCAAUUAGCUUGAGCAUAUCAACAUCUUCAGACUGUUUGAGGUGCAGCCACCUUUAUGCUGCAGUACCAAUGAAAGGACCUGGUGGGCAAAUUGCAAUUAUAAAGCUUUCCUCUCCAGGAAGAAUGACAGAGGAUAAUUCUCUGACUUUACAAAACUUGAAGACUGUGACUGACCUCCAGUGGAAUCCUUUCAACCAAUCACAGCUUGCGGUUUCACUCGAAAAUUCAAACGUUAAAAUUUGGAACAUACCGUCCAAUAAGUUUGGAGAACUUCUCGAAGAGCCUGAUCUUACUUUUAAAGGACAACCGGGCAAACCUAUGGUUCUCUGCUUUCACCCGCUGGCUGAAAAUGUCAUCGCAUCAGGAGACGUCGAAUCAAAUAUUGUGAUCUGGGAUGUGAAGACUGGUGACACGUAUUUCGAAUUAUCUUGUGAUGCUGGUGAGAUAAUGAGCAUAGCAUGGAGUCAAAAUGGGAAGUUUAUUGCUGCAUCAACAAAAGAUAAGAAGUUGUUCAUUUUUGAACCAAGGAAGAGUAACGAACCGAUACAGGUAGGACCAGGGCCAGGAAACAGAAGUUCUCGGAUUAUCUGGGCUUGCAACGAUAAGUUUAUUGCGGUCUCAGGAUUUGACAGGUCAAGCAACCGUACAAUUUCACUACAUUCGACCACAGAUCUGGCAAGUGGUCCUGUCUCCAGUGAAAACUAUACUGCCACGCCCUCUGUAAUGAUGCCACAUUAUGAUGCCGAUAGUUCUACGCUGUUCAUUGUUUCAAAGGGUGAUGCAACUAUUCAAUCACUGGAGAUCAGUGAAAAUGAGCCACCUCAUCUUUUCCGUAUUGCAACCUUCAGCAAUGAUGCCCCAGUUCAAGGAAUUUCUUUUCUCCCCAAGAAGAAUAUUGAUGUCAAGAAAGUCGAGUUUGCUCAAGGCUGGUGCUUGUCUAAAAAUACACUUCAGCCAAUGUCAUUUACUGUGCCAAGAGUAAAGAUGGAAUAUUUCCAAGACGAUCUUUUCCCUCUGACGUCCGUUACCUGGGAGGCGUCAAUGUCAGCAUCAGAAUGGGUGAACGGAGGAAACAAAACACAGAGGAAGCUUGAUCUGAAGCCAUCGACAAUGACAAAAUUGAGUGACGCCCCACCAGAUGAAGUGAAACCCAAGAAAUAUGAAUCGUACGACGUUUCAACUUACAAAACAGACGAAGAAAAGAAAGAAGAGUUACUUGAAGCAAUGUCUGGCAAGCUUGAUCUUGAUAAACAACUGGAACAAGAUACAAUGGAAGGUGUUGAUGAAGAUGAAUGGGAUGACUACUAAAUGCAAUCCAAAAAGAUUGAAAUUCAAAAGAAGUCACGUCUGAAAUCAUACCAAAUCAUCAUGAUAACCAUCGUUAUAAAGAUCAAUGAAAUGAAUAAACAUUUGCACCUGUAAUUUACAUAGAUUUCUUAUACUCAGUAUAUCUUAUAUAGAACAAGUUGGACACUUAACUAAAAACAACUCCUAACAUAUAUGCCAACACAGAGGUGUACAAUAGGCGUGCCACAGCCUGGCCCUCCAAGCAACUUAUUGUGGCCCUUCUCAACACUCAGAAUUCAAGGGCAUAAAAUCCUAAUCCGACUGUUUAUGUUUGAAAAUGAGACACAUAUAUUUUUGGCUCUUGUCGCUGUGUUAAAUCUUUCACCGUUUUGCCCGAUGCUUCAUUAUUAUAAUGCUAAGCAGUAGCCUUUUCCACUACAUUUUUGUGUGGUCCGGCUAGAUAUAUGAAGUUAGUUAUAUUGUCCACCUACAAGAAAUGUGACGCUCCUGAAGAAUGUGCACGAAGAUGGCGGACACCGGAACGUAGUAUGUGUACCAGGUUAGGAUUAGGCCAUAACUUUAUUCCAAUUUUCCCUAUUUCAGUUCUAUUACCAGUUCGGGGACUGUCUGUUUUAGCCAAGUGAUUAUACCUCUGCCCAGUGACUCUCGUAGUGUUUGUGCCUGAAAUUACAAGGUAACCCUAACCAGGUACACAUAUUACGGUACGUUCCGGUGUCCCUCAUCUUGGUUCACAAUUCACAUACUUCUGAAGUACCAAGUUCUGAAGUACCCCUGUCCUAAGGUGGUGCCAGUGUAUGAGCGCUAUCAGAAUAUCAAGCAAUGCAGUGAGUCUUUUUUGACAAUUGCCCUUAUAAAGGCAUUAUUGGUAGCGCUAUUGCAAUUUUAGUGUUUAAUGUCUGACUCCUAUGUACAAAGUCUGCUAUUAUUCAAAUUACUCUCUCUUGGAUAAUGAUGCAAUAAUAUUUAAGAUUUUAAAGCAGGACUUCCUAAUUUUUUGACAGCUCGCCACUUCUUGCAAUAUAUUGAAAUUUUUCAGGACAUUGUAAUGCCAGCGCCCCGUUUUCCGGGUUUUACGUUCAACGUCGGUAUUGUUUUGCAAGCACGAAGUUUCUCUGAUUCUAUGUAAUCUAUCUAAAUUGUGAGAUUUAUGUUUUGCAUGAGUUUCAAUAAUUGUGUUUCGAAUCAAAAGAAAGUGCAAUAAAUAUAGUACUUUGUGUGAACUUGGUGUACUUUUUGCGGCCCACUAAAAUUUGUUACCCGCACCUUUCUGGGUCGCGACCCCCAGUUUGGGAAGCCCUGUUCUAAAUAAUUCUAAACAAGUUACCGUACUGAUUUUUCUGUUAUAAUAUUUACCAUUCGAUGAAAUAUAUUAAAACGUGAAGU
Messenger RNA from Styela clava, 4228 nucleotides. The record is from RefSeq and is a predicted model, not a curated record. Lineage: Eukaryota; Metazoa; Chordata; Ascidiacea; Stolidobranchia; Styelidae.